GUUUUCAGCGCCUGUGGCCUGCACGCGUUACUCUUUCCUCGUGGGCUGGAAGCAGAGGUUCGGACACCAGUACGGCCAUGUUUACAGAGCAGGCCACCCAGAGGGCACCCACGCUGCUGUCUCCACCUUCAGCCACAAAUGCCACCUUUGCUCGGGUGCCUGUGUCCACCUAUACUAACGCAUCGCAGCCCUUUCGGCUGGGUGAGCGCAGCUUUAGCCGGCAGUAUGCACACAUUUACGCCACCCGCCUCAUCCAGAUGAGACCCUUCCUGGAGAGCAGGGCCCGGCAGCACUGGGGUGCAACCGUGCUGGUGCGGAAGCUGUGUGAGCUACAGCCUGGUGAGCGCUGCUGUGUCGUGGGGACUCUCUUCAAGGCCAUGCAGCUGCAGCCAUCCAUCCUGCGGGAGGUCAGCGAGGAGCACAACCUGCUCCCGCAACCACCGCGGAGCAAGUACAUCCACCCUGAUGAUGAGCUGGUGCUGGAGGACGAGCUGCAGCGCAUCCGGCUGGAGGGCACCAUCGAUGUCUCACGGUUGGUCACAGGGACGGUCCUGGCUGUGCUGGGCUCUGUGAGGGAUGAUGGGAAGUUCAUGGUGGAAGAGCACUGUUUCGCUGAGCUGCCCCCGCAGAAACCUGCAGCCCCCCUGGACUCCGACCGGUUUGUGCUGCUGGUGUCAGGACUAGGCCUGGGUGGUGGUGGCGGCGAGAGUCUGCUGGGCACCCAGUUGCUGGUGGAUGUGGUGACAGGGCAGCUGGGGGACGAGGGCGAGCAGAGCAGCGCUGCUCGGGUCGCCCGUGUCAUCCUGGCUGGGAACCUGCUCAGCCCCUGCACUCAAAGCAGAGACUCCAUCAACAAGGCCAAGUACCUCACGAAGAAGACCCAGGCGGCCAGUGUGGAGGCCAUCAAGAUGCUAGAUGAGAUUCUCCUGCAGCUAAGUGUUUCAGUGCCUGUGGAUGUGAUGCCUGGCGAGUUUGACCCCACCAACUACACGCUGCCCCAGCAGCCGCUGCACCCCUGCAUGUUCCCCCUGGCCACCACCUACUCCACGCUACAGCUGGUCACCAACCCCUAUCAGGCCACUAUCGACGGGAUCAGGUUCUUGGGCACGUCGGGGCAGAAUGUGGGCGACAUCUUCCGCUACAGCAGCAUGGAUGACCAUCUGGAGAUCCUGGAGUGGACCCUUCGAGUGCGGCACCUCAGCCCAACGGCUCCCGAUACCCUCGGCUGUUACCCUUUCUACAAAACUGACCCGUUCGUCUUUCCCGAGUGCCCACACGUCUACUUCUGUGGCAACACCCCCAGCUUUGGCUCCAAGAUCAUCCGAGGCAAGUUUAAUCUUCUGGCUAUCCCAGGAUUCUGGGCACAAGGUGGACAUGGGACAAAAGGUGGCAUCUGCUUGCAGGUAGCCAUGGGCUGGUCUGGGCUGAGCCUCGUCAGUGCUGCUCUGGGCAUGGCUGAACUUCCAUAGUAACUGCAGCCCCAUCCUCUGUCUGACCCUCCGCUCU
Suncus etruscus (white-toothed pygmy shrew) is the source of this 1506-nucleotide messenger RNA. RefSeq names its product DNA polymerase delta 2, accessory subunit (gene POLD2). The transcript is spliced from 10 exons. The record is from RefSeq and is a predicted model, not a curated record. Lineage: Eukaryota; Metazoa; Chordata; Mammalia; Eulipotyphla; Soricidae. Gene Ontology annotation, biological process: DNA strand elongation involved in DNA replication; DNA replication. Bases 78 to 1469 code for a protein of 463 amino acids. Gene Ontology annotation, cellular component: delta DNA polymerase complex. Gene Ontology annotation, molecular function: DNA binding.